GUGGCAGCCUAGAAAAAGGGGCUGCUGGCGGGCCGAGCUGAAGACAUGGAGCAGGGCUACGGAGGCUAUGGGGCAUGGAGUGCUGGACCCACCAACACCCAAGGUGCCUACGGAACCGGUGUGGCCAGCUGGCAAGGUUAUGAAAACUACAAUUAUUAUGGCACCCAGAACACCAGCGUCACCACAGGAGCGACCUACAGCUAUGGCCCAGCCUCGUGGGAGGCCACCAAGGCCAGCGAUGGCCUGGGAGCUGGGGGCCCUGCUGUGCACAUGGCUUCUUAUGGCCCAGAGCCGUGCACCAGCAAUUCCGACUCCCUCAUUGCCAAGAUCAACCAGCGUUUGGACAUGAUGUCCAAGGAAGGAGGCAGGGGCGGGAGCAGCGGCAGUGGGGAGGGCAUGCAGGACCGGGAGAGCUCCUUCCGCUUCCAGUCGUUCGAGUCCUAUGACUCCAGGUCUUGCCUCCCCGAGCACCAUUCCUAUCGCCCCAGCUAUAGCUACGAUUAUGACUUUGAUCUGGGGCCUGACCGAAAUGGUGGCUUUAGCAGUCAGUAUAGCGACUGCCGGGACCCAGCCCGUGAGCGGGGCUCCCUUGAUGGCUUCAUGCGGGGCCGGGGCCAGGGCCAGGGCCGCUUCCAGGACCGGAGCACUCCCAGCACCUUCAUGCGCAGCGACCCUUACACGCCACCUGCAGCCUCCUCCGAGCCCCUGUCUGCUCCCUGGACUGAGCUGAACUAUGUGGGUGGGCGGGGCCUGGGAGGCCCCUCCCCCAGCCGGCCACCUCCUUCCCUGUUCUCCCAGUCCAUGGCCCCUGACUUCGGUGUGAUGGGCAUGCAGGGGGCUGGCGGUUAUGACAACUCGGUGCCCUAUGGAUGUGGCCGGUCACAGACCCGGAUAAGGGAUCGGCCCAGGCGGAGAGGGUUUGACCGCUGUGGCCCGGACAGCAUGGGCAGGAAACGGAAGCAGUUGCAGAUCUACGAUGAGCCGGAUGCCAAACUGGCCAGGGCUGACAGCGAAGGAGAUUUUUCUGAAAACGAUGAUGGAGCUGCUGACUUCCGGUCAGGGGAUGAAGAGUUCAGGGGUGAGGAUGAGUUCUUCGACCCCGGGAGGCAGAGAGGGGAGAAGGACGAUGAGGAUGAUGAAGUAAAGAAGAGAAGAGAAAAGCAAAGGAGGAGAGACCGGAUGCGAGACCGAGCAGCUGACAGGAUUCAGUUCGCCUGUUCUGUGUGCAAGUUUCGUAGCUUUGAAGAUGAAGAAAUCCAGAAGCAUCUACAAAGCAAAUUUCACAAAGAGACGCUGAGGUUUAUCAGUACCAAACUCCCUGACAAGACGGUGGAGUUCCUCCAGGAGUACAUCGUAAACAGGAACAAGAAAAUUGAGAAGCGGCGUCAGGAGUUGAUGGAGAAGGAAAGCACGAAACCCAAGCCAGAUCCUUUCAAAGGGAUUGGCCAGGAGCACUUUUUCAAGAAGAUAGAGGCCGCUCACUGCCUGGCUUGUGACAUGCUGAUCCCCGCACAGCAUCAGCUCCUCCAGCGGCACCUGCACUCGGUGGACCACAAUCACAACCGCAGGUUGGCUGCUGAACAGUUCAAGAAGACCAGUCUCCAUGUGGCUAAGAGUGUUUUGAACAACAGACACAUAGUGAAGAUGCUGGAAAAAUACCUCAAGGGUGAAGACCCUUUCACCAGUGAGGCUGUCGAUCCAGAAAUCGAAGGGGAUGACAAUUUAGGAGGCGAGGAGAAGGAGGAGACACCCGAGGAGGUGGCCGCGGAGGUGUUGGCCGAGGUCAUUACAGCAGCAGUGAGAGCGGUAGAUGGGGAAGGAGCGCCGGCUCCGGAAGGCAGUGACACGCUGGCCGAAGGGGAAGGCCCUGUGGACGCGGCCCAGGCCCCUCACGGUCCCCACUCUGAACAGCCGCUGGAAGUGGAGACACCGGGUGGCGGGGCCUCCGAGAAGGGCAGCACUGAAGCGGAGGCCGGAGGGGAAGCCGCGGAGGCCGGACGGGAAGUGCAAGUGGCCGCAGCAGAGGCAGAAGGCACUGUGAGGGUCGCGGCCCCGGCUGUCACCGAAGCCAAAGCAGAACAGACUGAUGCAGAACCCAAAGAGGUCCUUCCCACAGAAUGACCCUCCUUCCUGUUGCAAGGGAUGGGUUUCAUAACGCAUUGCUCUUUUUCUCCUUUUGUUUGUAAGCAGAACUAGGGUGUGUGUUACUGGAACAUGCUGGAAACUUCAGUGAAGAGACCCAGCCAUUUGCUUCAACAAAGUGUACCUCGUGGGCUUGUCUUCUAGAGUUGUAUGGCUUUUUCUGCCUUGGUUCGCAGGCUGCAGAAGUUGUACAUUGCCCCAAGUGGCUGUGAAGUCUCUACACUGCAGAUGAAAUAAUAAAAGUUGGCUAAUUAGAUUUUGAUGAUACUUCACCUGUUAAAUACAGCAGGUGGCUGAAUGCCCUUUUUAUUUUUAUUUUUUUUCUGAGAGCAGCUUAAUAUUGGGAUAUAUCUUGCUUUA
Molecule: messenger RNA, 2502 nt
Organism: Neomonachus schauinslandi (Hawaiian monk seal)
Lineage: Eukaryota; Metazoa; Chordata; Mammalia; Carnivora; Phocidae
Gene: AKAP8
Product: A-kinase anchoring protein 8
Exons: 14
Coding region: 46-2121 (691 amino acids)
Cellular component (GO): nucleus; nuclear matrix
Molecular function (GO): protein kinase A regulatory subunit binding; DNA binding
Source: RefSeq, a predicted model, not a curated record